Molecule: messenger RNA, 551 nt
Organism: Cetraspora pellucida
Lineage: Eukaryota; Fungi; Glomeromycota; Glomeromycetes; Diversisporales; Gigasporaceae
Source: the annotation of a GenBank genome assembly
AUGAGUUUUUUUCAGUUACUGCACAUUUUAUUAUAUCAAAUUUUGAGCUAAAAGAAGUUACUUUGGCAAUUAAACAUCUCCCAUAUCCUCAUUCUGUUGGAAAAGAAAUAUUGUUAGCCAAAGUUUUAAUUGCAAGAGCAAAAAGACUAAUUAGUUUUUUUACUUGUCCUAAACAAAAUGAGAGAUUAAUUAAUGUUCAAAAACAAUAUGCCGAUGCUUUUGAUGAAUUACAAAUUGAAGAUGAUGCAAAAGAUGAUGAACCAAAGCUUGAUAUUCUUGUUGCUUUGCUUUUGGAUCUACGUUGGAAAAAUAUGUUAUUUACAACUGAAUUAAAAAAAAAUGAAGCAAUUAAUGAAUUGUGCCACUUAUAUAAAGAAGAAAAUUCCAAACAUAAAACAACAAACUUAUCUGAAAGAGAGUUCUCACAAAAAAGAUUAAGGACAAAAUUAUAUGAUAAAAGUUUGUUCAAUUCUUAUAGUUCUGACAUUAAUGAAGUCGAUAGAUAUUUGAUAUUACAAGAAAUCUCUAAAGAUCAAAAUGCUCUAAUAUGA